Molecule: messenger RNA, 7564 nt
Organism: Sceloporus undulatus (fence lizard)
Lineage: Eukaryota; Metazoa; Chordata; Lepidosauria; Squamata; Phrynosomatidae
Gene: CCDC88B
Product: coiled-coil domain containing 88B
Exons: 26
Coding region: 38-4258 (1406 amino acids)
Biological process (GO): cytoplasmic microtubule organization; cytoskeleton-dependent intracellular transport
Cellular component (GO): cytoplasm; centrosome
Molecular function (GO): dynein light intermediate chain binding; microtubule binding
Source: RefSeq, a predicted model, not a curated record
GCCCACAGGACCCAGCUGACACAAGUGAGAGUAUCAAAUGGAUGACAUGAUGGAUGGAAAUGUCCUUGUGAUGCUGGAAGAUUUUGUCUCGGAGCCACUGGUCACUUGGAUACAAACCUUGGGGAGCCUGGUGAACCCUAGAUGUGAUCAGUCCCCUUCUCUUCAGGAGACAAGUGCUGAAGGUCCCAAGGAAUUUUUCCUCAAGUUAGUCAAUGGAGACUUCCUCAUCCACAUCAUGGAGAUGAUAGACCUGAUUCCUGGCGGAGCACGACCUUCAUGGAGUGAUCAAAGCGAGGAAGGACAUAGGUUGCAAAUGCUCCAGACUGUCCUCCACCGGCUGACCAGCUUCUACCAGAAUGAUCUGCAACAACUUAUUGUUUUAUCACCACCUAACGUCUAUCUUCUGGCUCGAGACCCCCUCACAGCCCAGGCUGUUGGUGAGAUGAGAAAGCUGUUGCUGCUAUUGCUGGGGAGUGCUGUUCAGUGUGAACGACGAGAAGAAAUCAUUGGCCGUAUCCAGAUGCUGGACAUUGAUACCCAGGCUGCCCUGGCCUCUGCCAUCCAAGAGGUGACCCAGGAGCCCAAGAAUGUGCUGAGGUUGAAUUGGAAGGAACUGAGACAUGCAGAGAUGGAAGAGUUCCUACAGGAUCUGAUGUCUCAGAUUCAAGGAUUGGUGCGUGAGCGGGAUGCAGUCUUGGAGAAAUUGUGGGAGCUGCAGCAGGAUAAGGAAACAUGGCCAUUGGUUCCCCCGACAAAUAACAACUGCCAGCAUCUUGGGGUGCAGUUGGCUGAAGCUCGGGUCCAGGUGCGACGUCUGCAGCAAAUGCUAGAGGAGAAGAUGGAGGAGCUGCUGGAUCUACAGGAUGAACUGAAGGAUUUGGAGGGACAGCUCCAGAAGAUGCGAGAAGAGAACCGGGGAUUGGAAAGGGAGGCCCGCCUCACCAUGCUGUACCGGGAUGAACUGGAUGCUUUGCAGGAGAAAGUGUUGCGGACAGAACGGCUUCAGACAGAGCUGACAGCCCUGAGAAGCCGUCUACCUGCAUUGGAGCAGUGCCAAGCCCAGCUGAAGGAAGAACGUGAAUUUUCUCAGGCACUACUGGAUACGAAGGCCAUGCUGGAGGAACAACUGGAGACAGCUUGUACCCGGGGAAAGCACCUGAAGCAGCUGGAAAAGGAGAAAAGGCACCUACAAAGCAGCUUGACUCAGAUGCAACAGGAACGGGAUCAGCUUAACCACCAGAUAGAAGAGCUUCUGAGAGAAAACGUGGCUCUUGAGAGGCAGCUGAAGCAAAGUUUGACAGAGCCCCUUGAUGUCCUCUGGUCCGAAAAGCUCGAAUAUGACUAUCUUCCACAUGAAUCAUCUGACGCUCCCAUUUUGUUGAACUACGAAAUGAAGGAAUCGGGUCGUUUGCUGGUUUUGGAGCAAGAGAAUGCAAAAUUGUCCAGGAGGCUGCAGGAGGAGCUGCAAAGCCCUGUUGGAUCUAGGAGCUUAGACCCAGAGUCAGAAAACACCGAACAGGACAAAGAGCUAGAAUCACGGGAAAACCAGGCAGGACUAAAGGUGGGGAAGCAGUCUUUACCAGAGUCCCGAGAGCAGCAAGAACCCAAGGAUCUUGGUUUAGAAAGGAAGGGAAAGCAAGAAACCGAAGAGAGAGUGGCAAGGAUGGAGACAGCUUUGUCAGAGGCUCAAACUCUGUUGCGAGAGGCUGAGCAGAGUCGGGAGAAAGUGUCCCACCAAAUGUUAGCUCUUGAAGACAGGCUGAGGAGCCUUCAGGAAGCUCAUGGCAACACUCUGGAGAAGCAUGAACAAGAGCGUGCGCAAUGGCAAUUGGAGACCGAGCAUCUACUGGAAGAGGUCCAGGCCUUGGAACGAGAGCAAGAAGCCCUCCGAGCUGGUUCCCAGGCCUUGCAGACUGCAGCUACUCAGACUGAGUUGGAGUUGUGGGAGGCCAGGCAGAGCCUUCAAGGCGAACGGUUGAAGGGGGCCCAACUGGCCCAGAAAGCCCAGCAGGCAGAAGAGGACAUGGACGAAGCUCGACGUGAGCUGGAGGCCAUGCGAGGCAUCUUGGAGCAGCACAAGGUAACUGUGGCUCAGCUGGGGGCUGAGAAGGCUCUUCUGGAGGACCUCCUGAGUCAAGCCGAGACCCAGCAGCGGCAACUGGACAAGGACAACCGGCGCUUGAAAGCCCAGACUCAAGCCCAGGAGGAGGCCCUGGUGGCUCAAAGCAUCCGCCUCGUCCACCUCGAGGCACAAGCCCAGCGGCAGGCAAUGGAGCUGAGCAGCUUGCAAGAGGCUGCCCAGGUUCACAAAGAACUGGAGCAGGAGGCUGCUGUUUUGAGAGAGCAGCUGAAAGCCAAGUGUCAAGUUUCAGCUAUCUUGGAGGAGGAACUCCAGAAGGAAAAGGAAAGGAGGAAUGAGAAAGAGCAGAAGGAGAAGGAGAAGUCAGCCACCUUGACUCAAAAGAAGGAACAGCUGCUGGAGAAGGAAGAGAGUCUGCAGGUAGAUAUGGAAAGCAAGAAGUGCAGUGAGGCAAUGCAAGGGGAACCUUCCAACAAGAAGAUGGAGCUGGAGGAAGAGAGUGGCGCACACAGAAGGCAGCAUGAGGAAAAGCAGGAUUUUAUGUCCCAACGCACAAGCAACCAUCAGGCAAAGAACGGUGGUGUUAUUCCACUGGUUUUGGAGGAACUGCCUAUGGCCCAGCUUUCUGAGACUCAGAGUAGGAUCAGUCCUGACUUGCUGCCCCUCCAGUCAGAGGGAAGAAGUAAAGCCUUGAGUUUGAAACUAAAUGAAGUGGAACACAAGAAUGCUGUCCUGCAGGCUGAGAAAUCCACACUAACGGAGCGCCUAGGCCAACUGCAGUUGCAAAUAAGCAACUUACAAGGCGCACUGUCAGCCCUGCAAGGCCAGAGCUCUGACGCAAAAGAAGAAAGUGGGAAUGGGAAAUGGCAGGCUGAGAACAGCGCACUGAAGGUGGAGGUAGCUUCACUGCGUUCCCAGCAAGUGCUACUGGAUUCUCAGCUCUCAGAUCUGCGGCAGAGGCAGUCCGUCCUGGAGACCGAAGCCCAGAGAGCCCAGCACAAGCAGGAGGAAUGGCGGGGACGUUUUGAGGCUCUCCUGCGUGAUCAUGACCGCCUGACGGUGUUGCAUGAGCGCCAGGGAGCAGACCUGGAGGGGCUUCUGGGAAAGCAUACAAGAGUCAAGGGGACAUUGCGUCACCUCGAGCAGGAGCACCGUGAACUGCAGGACAGACAUAGCCAGCUGUUAGGUCAGAAGAGUGCUCUUGAACAACGGGAAGAGGCACUGCAGGGACAAAAGAUGCGCCUGGAAGAGACGGCGCAACUCCACCGGGAACUGGAGGAACAGCACAACAAACUAAAAGAGGAGCAUGAACGGGUGAAAAAGACACUGACAGAGAUGGAACAGGGAUGGGAUGAUCUCCAGGCGGAGCUUCAAGGAAUGAGGAACAGGGUGACAGGCCUGCAAUUGGACCAUGCAAGGCUAGAGGCUGAAAGUGCAGCUCUGAAGGAGCAGAACCAACAGCUGGAUACAGCACUGGGACGCCUGAGCACCCAAUGCGAGCUUCUGGCCCAAUUGAAGGGGAACCAGGAGGAGGAGAACCGGCACCUUCUUCAGGAGAUCCAAGCCCUCAGCAGGGAGAACAGACGUCUGCUAGAACGCAAUAUGGAGAGCAAGGAGCACUUUCAGGAAGAGCAGCGCCAGUAUUUAGACAAACUGGGUGAAUUGCGUAGGGAAAAACAGAAGCUAGUGGAGAAGAUCAUGGACCAAUACCGGGUGCUGGAGCCAACACUGCCUCGUGGCAAGAAAAGUAACUGGAUUGCAGAGAAAAUAAGGAAGCUGAUGAAACCUCGCCGGGAAGCUCCCCGUGAGCACAUGCGUCUCAUGGCUGAAGUUGCUGGUAGUAGUGAAAGCCUAUCUGGGCAAGAGGAGCCUGAGGCUGAUAUUUCCAGCAUUCCCAGCUCACCAGCCUCUCUACACAAGGCCAGCAGCACCCUCAGCAUCUUGGAUGCCCAGCAGGUACACUUCCGUCGCCGUAGGCUGAGCUCACGCAUGCCAGCGGUGGAUUCUUCAGGGUCUGGGGAUGGCGAGGGGCAGGACACACCGCGACAGCGCUUCCGACAGCGCCGACUUGGUAUGUUGGGAGGGUCUUAUGAAGAGGCUGUCAUCGCUGAAGCCAAAUCGGAAGUCCCAAGUCAGGUAUCGACAAUCACCCAAGAGAAGAGAAGUGAGGAGAAAUGAGAGGACUAUCGCAAGGCAAGGAAGAGAAACCUGUCAGUGACAGCUGUGAUGUUCUCUUCUGCUCGUGGCGUGCCAGUGCUGUGAACGUUGUAUUGUCUCUUCUCCCUCCACAAUGAAUACAGAUCGCCAGAUCUCAUUAGGAAAGAUGUGCCAUUAAUGAAGAACCUAAGAGACCAACACUUCCCAUCUCAGGACUUGGACCUUCUGUGGCCAUCACAUUGAGGAGGAGGAAUCUCAGGAUGAUAUCACAGUCUUGAAGUCUGUGUGUGUCUGUGUUCAUGCUCCUUUGUGUUAAUGACUUCUCAGCAGCCAUGGUUGAUGCUCAGUGUAUCAUGCUUAAUGAUUUCAUCAGGACCUUUUCUCUCUGACUUCACCUGGAACCGGUCCUUGGUCUCAGGUUUUGGUCUGAAAUGUCAGUACCCUGGAUGGUAUUAAUCUGGCAUCUCUAAGGAACCCAUUUCGGUGGUGCCAAGCUCCCAGCUGGUCCAGAGCUAUGUUUCCAAGUAGCCAGGCAGAUGACUGGGAAGCUUAGAAGUACUGGUGGAAGACAAUAGCGUUCCCUUGUGAUCUGCCCUUGCUGUGCGACGAUUGCCAAUAGACUGCUCCUGAACAUGGAGGUUCAGUUUAGCUCUUCUUGCUAAUUGCCUGUGAAGGGUCUUUCCUUUAUCAAUGUUGACUUGCACUUUAAAAUCAGUGGCCUUCACCCCAUCAUGUGCCAGAAAGAUAGCCUCUCUUUCUUCUGAAGAUCUGCCUCUAGGCUGACUUUAUGAGAGCAAAGGACAGAGUUCUUGUUGGUUUUUACAUUGUCCUUUUUUAGCCCACUAAUUCUUGGUCAGCCACAACAGUCCAGUUCUGCCCCUCUGUAGCCUUCCUUAGGGCCUAACUAUUCAUUUGGUACUGCAUAGCUUACCAGUACUUUUAUUUAACAAAUAGGUGGCCCUCCUCACUCGAUCAAGAAGACUCUGGUGGGAAGAAGCCAUUUUCUUUGCUCCCACUAUCAUCUGAUUAAUAUCACCCCACUCCCUGCUACACACCAAGGGCCUGCAUUGGGGUUGCAUAGGUGUAAAUCUUUACUUGAAGUUACAGUACAUGCUGGUUGUGCUGUUCAACCCUUGUGUUAAAUUGCAAUGUUGUGCAACUGGAGAUUGUCCAGUCCAGAGACUAGAACACAAACAGAGGAUUCAAAUUGAAAGAAUGGCUUACAUAUAUUCAUAUACCCAUUUUUAUAUUUUUUUAAAAAUGAAAGUAAUAAGUUAAUUUUGAAAGUAAUUUAGAAGUAACACAUUUAACACUACUACUAAAAGUAGUGCAAUAUGCCACUUUUUUCUGGCCAGCAAGGAAGGAGAAUUUAUUUUUUUAUUUUUAAAGGUAAAACUAGCACAAACAUAUACAGUUGCCUUCUGUUUUUGUGGGGGAUCUGUUCCGCCCCCCCCCCAUGAUAAUGGAAAAUUGAUGUUAUUCAAACCCCAUUAGCUUGAAUGACGGUGCGUACCCCAUUUUGUCCCCCUCCGUUUGCCACCCGCAAAUGGGUGAGGGAUGCAGAUUUCAACUCCGCGAAAAAGGAGGGGCGGCUAUAUUACAUAUUUAAAAUAAUUUCCCAUGUAGUGGUAUGUGUGAUGGGAUUGGAGUAAGGAUUUGAAUUCCAAUUGGAAGUCUAUCUUGAACCUUAGUCUGGUUUUUGAAAGAAGUGGGCUGGAGUCCUACUGUCUGCUAGGAAUUUUCUUUUCUUCUUUUCUUAGUGGUGCUACAGAAUUAUCUUUCAUCUCUUUAUCUGAGACAGAGGAACAUGGCUAGGUCUCUGAAUCUUACUACAGGUUGAAUUUCUCGUAUCUGGAAUUCUAAGAUACGAAACAUCCCAAAAAACUAAACUAUUUUCAUGGGUGGCUGAGACAGUUUGGUGUACACACUUUGCUUUCUGAUAGUUCACUGUACAUACACUUGGUUUCAUGCCCAAAAUCAUUGAGAAUAUGGUAUAAAAUUGCCUUCAGGCUAAUACCUAUAUAGUAUAUAUGAAACAUACAUACAUUUCAAAGAAAGCAAGGCUGACCCCCCUCCCUUCUGCCCUUUCGCUGGCAAGUAAAAAUAUUAUGGGGUAGCUGUAUUAUUAUUAUUAUUAUUAUUAUUAUUAAUAAUAAUAAUAAUGUAAUUAUAUUUCCCGCCUCUCCCUGCAGAUUGAGGCAGGAUUACAACCGGUAAAAUGCAUACUAAAUAUAAAAUGCAGAGAUGCAACCAUUAAGCAAUAAUAUUUCAAUUAAAAUUAGCAGAGGCCAUCAUACAAUGAUAGCAGCAACCAUAGAUCACAGAAUUUUCUGAUGGUAGGAGUGGAGCAUUUAAUAUCAUGAUUUCUUAUACUAUAUUAGAUGGUGUGUUUUAACUUUUGUAUGUUUUUAGUCUUCAAUUUAUACCAUUUUAACUGUGUUAUUUUUAAUUGCUUUUAAAAUAUUUUUAAGGUGUUUUAUCUUGUGAGCUGCCUCGGGUCCCUUUUUGGGAGAAAGGCGACAUAAAAAUGAAACAAACAAACAAACAUGAAGUCGAAGGCAUGUUUGGUAGUAAGCAUUUCAGAUAAGGGAGACUCAACCUGUACCAAAGAAGGAGACUUUGUAAAGGAGUGUUGUUUCUCAUUUAUAAGGUGGCAUGGGGCAGUUUGGGAGUUCAAUAAAGAUGAUUGACUUAUUGAUUAUCAGUGCAUUUUUUAUGGUAGAUUAUGAAGACGGUGAGAGAAUGGGCUACAGGGAUAUAAGCCGAUGUUUUGCAAGCAGAAAUCACUACAGCCGGUCCUCCACAUUUGAGGGUUUGAUUAUUUCCGGAUUUGGUCAACAUGUCCUUUCUAGGAAUCCCUAAGUCCUCCAGAGAGAUUCUGCUGGAAAUUGACCAUAGAGUUGCACUGGAGGAUCUAGAGAUGAUUAGAGAAAGCACUUCUCUGGGCAUUUCUAGGUCCUCCAGCCUGAUUCUAUGGUCUAUUUUUGGCAGGUGUUGACCCCAGAGUUGCGCUGGAGGACCUAGAGAUCCCUAGAAAGGUGGUCUCUCAGGUUUAAAACGUACUGCUUUCUUAUUUGCGGGUUUUCCACUUUCACAGGGAGUUGUGUGCCCCUAACCCCAGCGAAUGUGGAGACCCCACUGUAGUGAUUUGUCUGGGUGUAAGAUAGCCCUCCUGCAUCUUUCCGAGGUGAGAGUAGAUCCAGAGCAUCUUACUUUUCAGGAGGGAUGCCAUGUUCAGUUCCCACCAGUGUUGCCAGCAAGCCUCGAAGAUAUUCCCCCAGAAUGUUUUACCAAAAUCCAAAAUCCCCAGAAUUCCCCAAUAUUUAU